CUUGUCCUUCUGGGAAGCAGCUGCAGAGUACACCUCGUUCAACCUUUGCACAACAUUUCUCCAUUUUACAGAAAAAAACUAAACAAAAUGUAGUUAAGACUGAUGUGAAAUUUGAGAGCGGACAGACAGCAGGUGAACUCGCUGAAGCUCGUGGAAACUACACAGUCAGGUGACCAGCCUCAUUUGACUGCAGCAAGAGGACACUGGCUUCAUUUCAACUCAUAGGAUGAUAAUGCUGCCACCAUAUUUUACUUGUUACUGAACCGAGGAGUCCCAGCUGUCACUCAACCUUGCCACCUAGUGGAGCUUUGAAGGUUUAACUCCCUUCUGGUCAACAGUAAUCUUCCAGACAACUACCUCCCUCAUCUGGGGAAAUGCCUGCCCUGCAACAUUUCCCUUUGAUCCCAUUUAUUUUGCACGUGCUGAACAUUGUUUGGUGAAGGAAUUAAAAACCUUUUUUUGCAGCUACAGUUAAGAGGCUCUCAAUUAGUCGACCAAAAAAAAAAACUGUUCCUUCACUGACAUAUGUGUGAUAUGCACCCAUGAUCCCUGACUUCAUGCUAGUGUUGAGGGAGCCCCAAAGCAAGAGCAUCCAACAAGAAGCAAAUUGAGCCACACAGGAGAAGUCAGUCCCUAAAAGAGACUGCACAAACAGCCAGAUGGAACCAACAAUUGGCACGCUCUCUACAGCUACACCAACUGCAACACAAAAUCACACGUUCGAUAGCCAGACAGACAAAUAUAAAUCUCACAACUGGGAGUUCCUGGUGGCCGUCCUGGUCACAGCCAUCUCCAUCUCCAUUCUCAUCGCCCUUCUGGCUAAAUGCCAGGUGGUCCGGCGUUACCUGGCCAGCUACAGGCACACACGGCUGAGAGAGACAGACAACAUCAGCCAGUGUCAACCUUCAGGCCUGGAGGGGGAAUUUGCCAUGCACAGGGGCCGUGGAAUUAACCCUCACUGCCUCCCUCCUGUGAGCGAGGAAGAUGAUGACGGCUUCAUUGAGGACAACUACAUCCCGGCCAGUGAGAGAGCGAGGGCUGAAAGAGCAGCGGAGAACAUGGAGGACAUGGAGGACACAGAGGAAGAAAUGGAUGAAAUUGAAUUUACCAUCGCUUAGAGGGACUGUCUCUACACCUCCUCGGCUUGAUAAACCCCUGAAAAUCCAAUUCUAGUCCCACCUUUCCUCUAUUUUUAAGUAAAAUCCAUAUUGUCGAUUAGUAAAAAAAAAAGAAAAAAAAGGUUAGGAAAGCAUAAAAAUGUAAAUACCAGUGCUCAAGAGUGUCUUAAUUUCAAGACAGCACAGAAUGACUUAAUUCAAAGUGCAUUAUUAUGGCAGUAUCUCUCAAUGCAUGAUCUGUGGAUCCAUAAAAGUCCCCUAAAAUAUAAAUAGAAGUCAAUUUUGUCCUGGCAUUUGUCAGUAUACUAACAAUGGCCAUAAUAUGUUUCUAUAAGAUAAUUGAAGGAACCACAUUUUGUCCUGAAACAGUAAAAAUGAGUGAAAAUAGAUCAAUUGGUCUUCUGCAAAUAUGAACAUUAACUAAUCACCUUUGUAUCUGUGACUGAGUUGUUGGUUAAGUGAUUUGUUGACACAGAUUAUGCAACAAAAAAAAUCUCUGUAUAAUUCAGACAAAUAACCACAGUUGCGCUGAAUUUGAACAGGAACAUUUCACUUUGCACUGACAACAUGUUUGUCAGUGAAACAGGCAAUUGUGUAGAUAGAUACAGUGUGUAUGUGUGUAAAAUAUUAUUGAAGGCCUUUACUGUAAUAAAGCAGUAGCAACUGAGCAACAUGAGGACAUUGUGAUGCUCUGCUCUCGGUCAGAUCAACAGCUUUAUGAGAGACUAGCAAAAUUAAAUUUAUAUCUUUAAAUGUUGUGUUGUUACAGCAUCACUGUACAUUGUGAUUUUUAUUUUUUCAAAAACUAACGUGCCUUUUACAUAUGCUUAAAAAAGGCUCAAUUAUGUUAUAGUAAAAGCAUUAGCCUACUAGUUACUUUCAAUUUGGCUGCUAUUUUUUAGAAUGGUAACAAUAGACUGGGACUGUACUUCAUUCACACUGUAUGAUAUUUGGUCAGGAAAUUGUAAACCUUAAUAAAAAUCCCGAAAUAGUGUCGCCUGGA
Messenger RNA from Perca fluviatilis (European perch), 2121 nucleotides. It is a transcript of the gene c9h1orf210, whose product is annotated as chromosome 9 C1orf210 homolog. Bases 660 to 1118 code for a protein of 152 amino acids. The record is from RefSeq and is a predicted model, not a curated record. Lineage: Eukaryota; Metazoa; Chordata; Actinopteri; Perciformes; Percidae. The transcript has 4 exons.